Molecule: messenger RNA, 936 nt
Organism: Oncorhynchus tshawytscha (Chinook salmon)
Lineage: Eukaryota; Metazoa; Chordata; Actinopteri; Salmoniformes; Salmonidae
Product: neuronal acetylcholine receptor subunit non-alpha-2-like
Exons: 3
Coding region: 321-653 (110 amino acids)
Biological process (GO): monoatomic ion transport
Cellular component (GO): membrane
Molecular function (GO): extracellular ligand-gated monoatomic ion channel activity
Source: RefSeq, a predicted model, not a curated record
CGUAGACGUCCCUCUGAUUGGUUUAGGAUCCUGUUUAAACCCCAUUCAAACCCCUCCCUCUUGUCACCGCACGGCGUGCUGGAGAGAUUUGCAGAACCGCGGGGGUGCGUCGCCGGGGCCAGUCCGCCACGCAAUUAGGGUUUUGUUCUGGAGGAGCUCAAGCGAGGGCUCGUUUUUAAUAUUAUAGAUUUUUUUGUCAUUAACAACAUUCCUAUUGUAAUUAUGAGACUUGUUUAUUGCUCAGGUGGUUCUCAAGUCGUUGUCUGUAGCCUAAUGCAUGAUAUGAGUUUACAGAAGCCUCCGAGCCAUUGAGAAUCAUCAUGAAGUUGCGGACACCUGUCCUCUUUUUGUCUCGGCACCAUUCUGGGACCGGUCGAUGGACAUGGAGACAGACGAGGUGUCGGGUGACUGUGUCUCUGAACCCAAUAUUAUCUUUGAAAAUAAUGGUCAUCUUAUCUGGUGAGUUGGGGUCUCUGGCUGAGAUGGAGGACCUCCUGUUGAGGAACCUGUUCCAGGGGUACCAGCGCUGGGUCCGGCCCAUCCAGCACGCCAACGACAGGGUCACAGUACGCUUCGGACUCAAGAUCUCACAGCUGGUGGACGUGGUGAGGAUGCACACUACACCACGUGCACACACACAAACAAGGAAUUGAAGCGAAACGCACAUACACAGUGACGAAAGACCUUACCGUACAAACAAACAAUGAAAGUAAUCAUAAUCAAAUCAAAUAAAGAUUCUAAAUAUCUUGUCUGAAUGGCUUGAGCCAUGCACUUUUUAAGCCAGAAUUGUAAUUCUGUCCCUCUCCAUGUUGCUGAAACAAAACGAGCACUGCCACAGUGAAACAGCCCGAUUCUGCUGAGCUGUCCAAGGUCCUGACGUAAAGCUGUUGGCCUCCGUAGAACUCACAGAACACGCUCGUUUUCAAGAGGUUACAU